Molecule: messenger RNA, 1473 nt
Organism: Colossoma macropomum (tambaqui)
Lineage: Eukaryota; Metazoa; Chordata; Actinopteri; Characiformes; Serrasalmidae
Gene: gja10a
Product: gap junction protein alpha 10 a
Exons: 1
Coding region: 1-1473 (490 amino acids)
Biological process (GO): cell communication
Cellular component (GO): connexin complex
Source: RefSeq, a predicted model, not a curated record
AUGGGCGACUGGAACCUGCUGGGCAGCAUUCUAGAGGAGGUCCACAUUCACUCCACUAUCGUGGGAAAGAUCUGGCUGACCAUCCUCUUCAUCUUCCGGAUGCUGGUCCUCGGCGUGGCAGCCGAGGACGUGUGGGUGGACGAGCAGGACCAGUUCAUCUGCAACACGGAGCAGCCAGGAUGCAAGAACGUCUGCUACGACCAGGCGUUCCCGAUUUCCCUCAUCCGCUUCUGGGUGCUACAGAUCAUCUUCGUGUCCUCUCCCUCGCUGGUGUACAUGGGGCAUGCCCUGUACCGGCUGAGGACCCUCGAGAAGGAGAGGCACCAGAGAAAAAUCCAGCUGAGGGCGGAGCUAGGAGAGACCGAACCCUUGCUGGAGGAGCACAAGCGGCUGGAGAGAGAACUGCGGAAGCUGGAGGAGCAGAAGAAAGUGAAGAAGGCUCCUUUGAGGGGCUCCUUACUGCGCACAUAUAUCAUUCAUAUCCUUACCAGAUCAGUGCUGGAGGUGGGCUUCAUAGUGGGGCAGUAUAUCUUAUACGGCAUUGGACUGGAUCCUUUGUACAAGUGCGAGAGGGUGCCUUGCCCAAACAGCGUGGACUGUUAUGUCUCCAGGCCCACGGAGAAGACCAUCUUCAUGGUUUUCAUGCUUGUCAUUGCGGGGGUCUCUCUGUUCCUCAACCUUUUGGAGAUAUCCCACUUAGGGGUGAGGAAAAUCAAGCAGACCCUGUCUGGCCUGCAGUACACAGAGGAAGACAGUCUGUGUAAGCCAAAGCUUGCACCAACCGUCCAGUCGCUCUGUGUAGUGGCGGAUUCUUCGCCACACAAAUCCGCACAGUUGAAAACAUUCAUCCCGACUGGGCACACGGACCUUCCGCCAUUGUACUUAGCCAACACGUGUCUGAAUCCCUGUGCCGAUGGGCAAAGGCACAACAGCUUUGCUGACACCACCCUCCCUGUGUCUUGCAUAACACAGCAGCCUAGGCAAACGCGUCAGCCCAGUCAAGGGAUGAUCCAUGACCUGCGCUUUCGACUUCCGAUGGAGCCGCACGUUGUUGAGGAGGAUGCCGAUGACCAACGUCCAGAAAGCAGCAGCGGUUCAUGUGGGGACAGCAGACCUUCAAACUCAUGUCAACAAAGUCACGAGGGUCUUCUCACCCAAAGGCCCAGUCAUGCGGAGAUACCGGCCUGCUUGCGCAACGCCCUGCACAGGCCAAGCCAUGUGCCAGAUCUUGUGGAUGAUGGCAAGGACUCCACGGACAGUGAAUUACUGUACCCCAACCCCAGGAAGGCCAGUUUCAUGGCUCGAAUGCCCUCGGACAGCAUGUCGGACAGCCCGUCUUGUACUCCCACAAGAAGCUCUGAGUCCGAGCUGGGCUCCCUCACUGACCUUCCUAUGAACCCACCACCAGGGGGACGGAGGAUGUCAAUGGCAAGUAGAGCCAAAAGACACAUGACUACUGAUUUGGUCAUUUAG